AUGGCCACUGCCCUCGUCCUCCGCCAGAAGCUGGAUGUUGUCCUCCGCCUGGCCCUGAGCGGCGUCAAAAUGACUCCAGUCAUCGCAAAAUACUUUACGAUUCUCGUUUUCCUUCUCAAUUUCGGGUCGUGGCCGCUGGCAUGGCAUUUCCGCGUCUUCCACUAUGUCAUCCCCGACCACUUGUCGUACCGCGCACUCCAGAUUCGCAAUAUUUUUACCCGUGGCGAAAAGUGGAGGCUAGCCCUUCAGGACUGGAAUGAACGUCGUAUGGCCAUCGGCGUCAAUCCUUUCCGCCAGGUUUGGACCUACAAAUGGAGUGUCGGCAUCCACGAAGGCGACUUCUUGCUUCAUAUGAGCAAUUCCAGCUACGGAGCGACUCUUGACAGGACGCGUAUGCACCUCGCUACUAUUGUGUUCCCGACCCUUCUCCGUGUUGGGGGCUUUGCACCUCUCGGCGCCAAGCACUACCAUUUUAUCCGCGAAAUCCCGACCCUCUCCAGCUACGAAGUCCGUGCCACCAUCGCUACCUGGGACCAGAAGUGGUUCUACACUGUCUUCCGUUUCGUCAAGCCUGUCUCUGCCAAGGACAAAAAAGCUGGCAAGCGCGUGGACCCAUCGCCCAUCGCGAGCACACCCCUUCCCAUCAACGGCAACGCGGAGCCAGAAGCCCUGAUGAAAGCCCUCGCCGCGCGGGCUGCGACUGUGCCUGAGCACGAUGGCGCGUUCUUAUACACUGAUGUCCAUCAAUUUUUUUUUUUUCUACUUGCAGGUGUCGUGGUCAACCAAUUCUGCUUCAAAGUUGGACGCAUCACUGUCCCUCCAGCCCUGGUGUUUGCCAGCAAUGGAUUAUACGUCCCACCUGACGCGGAUUCGGCACCUUCAGCAACUGGCGCUCGGCCACCAUACUGGGAGAAAGUUCGUGCAUUCAAUGCUUCCACCCCCAAACUUCGCAAGCUCUUUGCGGGCGGGUGGCGGGACACUCCCCCGGAAGAUCGGUGGUGGGAGGAGGCAUUUGCUCACGGGGAGGACAUUCGAAAAGCGCGUUUGGAGCUGUUCACUGGCAGCCCCGACGGUGAAAAGAAGGGAGGGUUGGUAGGGACGAUGGAGGCCGUCCGUGAGAUGUCUAGAUUGCCGGUCCUGCCUUAG
This is a messenger RNA of Mycena indigotica, 1146 nucleotides long. RefSeq lists its product as uncharacterized. The coding region runs from base 1 to 1146 and encodes 381 amino acids. The record is from RefSeq and is a predicted model, not a curated record. NCBI's taxonomy places the organism in Eukaryota, Fungi, Basidiomycota, Agaricomycetes, Agaricales, Mycenaceae. The transcript has 5 exons.